AUGGUUCGUCGCAGUAGUAUCUCAGAUGAACCUGAAGUCCGACCAGCAAAACGUCAAUCCGAUACUGACAACGACAACGACAACGACGACGCGGAGUCGGGGUUGGAGAGUGAGUGUGAAGGAAGCCGGCUUCGCCCGCGACGACAGCGAAAGAGUCCAGCUGGCGCAGCACGCAGACCUGUCAAGCGUAGACGAGCUGGACGAGCGGAGACGAAACAGCAAAGACAGAUUGCCCAAAAUACGCUGACUCCACCUUCAACUUCAGCACCAACCGGAUCUUCGGAGCUAGAGACUGAGAUAUUGGAAGACGAAGAUGAAAAUUCGCAGGUUUCUAUCCAUUCAUCUGCACUUCUUCUAAAGUGGAAGGAUAUCCCGUAUCCUGGCUUACCGCAAGUAGGCUACGCAUUCUCCUACGCGUCCGGCCCAAUCCGCUUCCUCAAAAUCCCAUCGUCAGCACCAAAGUCCCUCGCCGCCCAUUGGCGCCCUCCACAAAACUACGCCGCUUACGUGAUCUACUCAUUGAAUCCGGCUCCCAAUAUGGACAACAAACUCCAAGGUCUAGAAAUGGUGAACGAGCUUGCCGUGCACGGGUUCGUCGAAGACGAGAACUGUGAUGUCCGAGAAGAGAUCGUACAGGGUAUGCGUGCUUUGACCUUUCAUAAGGGCAGCGUUGCUGUCAGCGUAACCAAACUUGGGGGUGCGCCGAAAUUCAAGGGCUACUGGCCAGGCAGCAAGUUGGAUGACGAAGACAAGAAAAUGAUCUCCGCGAAGCUGCAGAGUGUCAUGCACGAUUGCGCUGUUGCCAACCACAAACCAUCCAAAUGGUCGACCACAACGUCUCCCCGUUCCAGUUCUUCGACGACGUCGCCCAAAUCAGCCAAAACCUCACCCGACUCAACCGCUCCUCGAAGCACCACAAUCACAGCCUCUCAGGAAGAAGCAGAAACAGCACACUCAACCCCAUCCUCUUCCUCCGGCGCAAGCGCAAGCGGCGGCAUCCCAACCUCCCUGGAAGCCAGCGGCCUCAUCAAAUUCAUCAAAGUCCACUGGCGCCACAGCAAAUGCAUCGCCGAUGCCAUCCAUCUCAUCCGUCCCGCGCGGCUCACUACCAAUCUCCGAAGUUCGACCGGGUCGGCAGACACGGAAGAAGAGGACGAUUUCAAAGCCGUGGUGGUGUGGUCGAAUCUGAAAGAGAAGAAGGAGGGUGUCAGUCUGCUGGAGGGGAUGAUUGCUCAGAGGUUGGGCGGCAGUGAAGAGGAUUUUUUGGAAGGGGUUACGGUCUGUCAGGAGGUGAUUGAUGAUGAUGAUGAAGAGGAGGGGAAGGGGGAAGGCGAGAAAUGGGCGGUGCUGCGUAAGGGAGAUGUUGUUGUGGGGUUCCCGGGGGAGCGGGGGAUGGAUAUUUUCAUUGAGAGGGUGGCGGAGUGGGAGAAGGUGUGCAAUUGA
This is a messenger RNA of Endocarpon pusillum Z07020, 1443 nucleotides long. RefSeq lists its product as uncharacterized. Bases 1 to 1443 code for a protein of 480 amino acids. The transcript is spliced from 2 exons. The record is from RefSeq and is a predicted model, not a curated record. NCBI's taxonomy places the organism in Eukaryota, Fungi, Ascomycota, Eurotiomycetes, Verrucariales, Verrucariaceae.